Molecule: messenger RNA, 944 nt
Organism: Toxorhynchites rutilus septentrionalis
Lineage: Eukaryota; Metazoa; Arthropoda; Insecta; Diptera; Culicidae
Gene: sing
Product: protein singles bar
Exons: 3
Coding region: 195-782 (195 amino acids)
Cellular component (GO): membrane
Source: RefSeq, a predicted model, not a curated record
UAUGCCAGAGGAAAAUGCGACAGUCUGACGAAAACACUCGAAUCGUGAGGAGGUCCACCGGUAGUUCUUGGCGAUAGACAGUGAUCGUGAUCGUGAAAGUGAAAGCAGUGAAACAGCAGAAGCAAAAAAAAAAAGUCGACGCGUUCUAAAAAUACAAACCGCUGUUGUUGUCGCAGACGACGACAACGGGAAAAAUGCCCCCAACCGUAAUACGAAUGCCGGUUUCUUCCGCUGGAGCACGCGGUGGUGGAGGACAUUUCAACGAGCCCCGGAACCGGGGCCUCCGGAUCGGUUGCUGUCGGGUUUGUACGUGUUUGAAUCUGGAGUUUUUCAUGUCCAAGAAUGGGAUCAUGAAAAUCUUCGAAAUCAUCCUCGGCUCGUUCUGCCAAACGCUGCUCGUUCAGUUUGGGAUGGACUCGGCGAAGGAUAUCGGCGAGGCGUUCCAUGGAUUCCUCACGACGGUUUCGGCCUGUCUGUCGACGACGACGAUCCUGCUCAUUUGCUAUGCCAUCUCCUCGCGGACGUUCCAUCUGGUGCGGCAGUCGAUUUUCGAAGUGGUAUACAAUGGAAUAUCGUGCUUCAUGUACCUCAGCGCAUCCUCCUACAUGGGGUUCGCGGUCAACGUGUGGCUGUAUCCCAAAUUCCUUCUGUUCAAAAAUACCGGUGGAAUACACAGCGCCUAUCCCGCCAUGACGGCAGUUUAUUACAUGGGAACGAUCGUGGGGCUCGUCUACGGAAUGGAUGCAUUCGUGGCGUAUCGAUACUUGAAGGGAUACUCGUAGGGAUGCUUCUCUCACAUUCGAAGUGGACUCUAAGACUCUAAGUGCUGUAUUUAUUUCCUAUUCUCUAAGAAUUAAAACGUGUGCAAUAUUAGGAUAGUGUAAAAAUAAGCUUAAAUUUUUUGACGAUAAUAAAACAAUAGAAACAAACGUCAAAAUGACGUU